Molecule: messenger RNA, 4017 nt
Organism: Stylophora pistillata
Lineage: Eukaryota; Metazoa; Cnidaria; Anthozoa; Scleractinia; Pocilloporidae
Cellular component (GO): extracellular region
Source: RefSeq, a predicted model, not a curated record
GCCUCUCAUCUGAAGUAGUAUAACCUUUCUUAGAAUGCCAUCUGUCAUUUGCAGCAAGUAAGCGUGCAACGGGAUCUUCUGUACUUGCUAGUUGAAGCCUCAGAAAGAUGAAGUGGUACAUCACUGCAGUGUUCACACUGCUUUGUAGCCAGGUGACCUUUUGUAAUGCUGAUGAGCUAAAAGAAAACACAGUUCUUUCAGCCUUUACAUCGAAUGAAAUUGAUGUGUUAGAUGCAGUUGUAUGUCCUGGUGGUGUCAGACAGUGUCCUUCUGGCCACUCCUGUUGUUCGGUUCCAGGCAAUGAUGAGGUUCACUGCUGCCCUGUUGGUUACUCUUGUGAAAGUGGUGUGUGUCAAGAAACCAGGAAAGACAACAUUGCUGCUCUGUUUCCUUCUGUGGGGGCCAAAAUUGUAAAGUGCGACAACCAGUAUGCUUGCCCAGACAGGUAUAGAUUGAUAUACUUUCAGAAUUCUAUGCACUGUUGUCCCAAUGGAUAUACUUGUCACCUUUCAGCAGGAACCUGUACGCAAGGAAGCAGCAGUAUAGCUAUGUUUCAGAAAAAGCCAGCAAAGAAAAGAGAAAGUGCUGCAAGUAACAUUGUUUGUCCUGAUGGCGAGUCCGAGUGUCCAGAUGAUACCACUUGCUGUAAACUUUCUUCAGGUCAGUACGGUUGUUGUCCUCUUCCAAAGGCUGUUUGCUGCAGCGAUGGAGAGCACUGCUGUCCUAAUGGAUAUACAUGUGACAUUUCUGCUGGAACCUGCUCCAAAGGAACCACUACUUUAAUUUUGUUGCAGAAGUUGCCAGCUGUUCAAAGAAAGAGUGAUGCAAAUAGUGUUGUUUGUCCUGAUGGUGAGUCCCAGUGCCCAGAUGGAAACACUUGCUGUAAACUUUUUUCAGGUCAAUAUGGUUGUUGUCCUCUUCCAAAGGCCGUUUGCUGCAGCGAUGGAAAGCACUGCUGUCCCGAUGGAUAUACUUGUGAUGUGUCAGCUGGAACCUGUACACAAGGAAGCAGCAGUAUAGCUAUGUUCCAGAAAAAGCCAGCAAUGAAAAGAGAAAGUGCUGAAAGUAACAUUGUUUGUCCUGAUGGUGAGUCCGAGUGUCCAGAUGAUACCACUUGCUGUAAACUUUCUUCUGGUCAGUACGGUUGUUGUCCUCUUCCAAAGGCGGUUUGCUGCAGCGAUGGAGAGCACUGUUGUCCUAAUGGAUAUACGUGUGACGUUUCCGCUGGAACCUGCUCCAAAGGAACCACUAGUAUAACUUUCUUGCAGAAGUUGCCAGCUGUUCAAAGAAAGAGUGACGCAAAUAGUGUUGUUUGCCCUGAUGGUGAGUCCCAGUGCCCAGAUGGAACCACCUGCUGUAAGCUUUCUACAGGUCAAUAUGGUUGUUGUCCUCUUCCAAAUGCUGUAUGCUGCAGUGAUGGAGAGCACUGCUGUCCUAAUGGAUAUACUUGUGAUGUAUCUGCAGGAUCCUGUACGCAGGGAAGCAGCAGUAUACCUAUGGUGCAGAAACUGCCAGCAUUAAUGAGAGAAAAGAGUGCCAGUAACGUUGUUUGUCCUGAUGGCCAGUCUGAGUGUCCAGAUGGAAACACUUGCUGUAAACUUUCUUCAGGUCAAUACGGUUGUUGUCCUUAUCCAAAUGCUGUUUGCUGCAGCGAUGGAGAGCACUGCUGUCCUAAUGGAUAUACUUGUGAUGUAUCUGCGGGAACCUGUACGCAGGGAAGCAGCAGUAUACCUAUGGUGCAGAAACUGCCAGCAUUAAUGAGAGAAAAGAAUGGUAGUAACGUUGUUUGUCCUGAUGGCCAGUCUGAGUGUCCAGAUGGAAACACUUGCUGUAAACUUUCUUCAGGUCAAUACGGUUGUUGUCCUUAUCCAAAUGCUGUUUGCUGCAGCGAUGGAGAGCACUGCUGUCCUAAUGGAUAUACUUGUGAUGUAUCUGCGGGAACCUGUACGCAGGAAAGCAGCAGUAUGCCUAUGAUGCAGAAACUGCCAGCAUUAAUAAGAGAAAGGAAUGCUAGUAACGUUGUUUGUCCUGGUGGCCAGUCCGAGUGUCCAGAUGGAAACACUUGCUGUAAACUUUCUUCAGGUCAAUACGGUUGUUGUCCAUAUCCAAAUGCUGUUUGCUGCAGCGAUAGAGAGCACUGCUGUCCUUCUGGAUAUACAUGUGACGUAUCUGCUGGAACCUGUACGCAAGGAAGCAGCAGUAUAGAAAUGUUUCAGAAAAUGCCAGCAAUGAAAAGAGAAAGUGCUGCAAGUUACGUUGUUUGUCCUGAUGGCGAGUCUGAGUGUCCAGAUGGUACCACUUGCUGUAAACUUUCUACAGGUCAAUAUGGUUGUUGUCCUCUUCCAAAUGCUGUUUGCUGCAGCGAUGGAGUGCACUGCUGUCCUAAUGGAUAUACUUGUGAUGUAUCUGCGGGAACCUGUACGCAGGGAAGCAGCAGUAUACCUAUGGUGCAGAAACUGGCAGCAUUAAUGAGAGAAAAGAAUGGUAGUAACGUUGUUUGUCCUGAUGGCCAGUCUGAGUGUCCAGAUGGAAACACUUGCUGUAAACUUUCUUCAGGUCAAUACGGUUGUUGUCCUUAUCCAAAUGCUGUAUGCUGCAGCGAUGGAGAGCACUGCUGUCCUAAUGGAUAUACUUGUGACGUGUCUGCUGGAACCUGUACGCAAGGAAGCAGCAGUAUGCCUAUGGUACAGAGACUACCAGCAUUGAAAAGGGAAAAGGAUGCUAGUAACGUUGUUUGUCCUGGUGGCCAGUCUGAGUGUCCGGAUGGAAACACUUGCUGUAGACUUUCGUCAGGUCAAUAUGGUUGUUGUCCUCUUCCAAAUGCUGUUUGCUGCAGCGAUGGAAAGCACUGCUGUCCCAAUGGAUAUACUUGUGAUGUAUCUGCUGGAACCUGUAAGCAAGGAAGCAGCAGUAUAGCUUCACUACAGAUGCAUGCAGCGUUACAGGCAGUUACUUACAUAAAGGCAGUAGAUGGCGUCUUAUGCCCUGAUAAAAAAUAUCAGUGUCCUAAUGGGAGUACCUGCUGUAGAGUUCCCUCUGGAACUUACGGUUGCUGCCCGAUAAAGAAUGCUGUUUGUUGCAGUGACCAUAUCCACUGCUGCCCCAACGGGUACACAUGUGACGUCGAAGGAGGUAAAUGUAUUAAAAACGCUGAACACAUAAAGAUGAUUGCCAAUGUUCCGUCUUCCAGAUCAUCAGUGGACACUGAACAGAAGUACAUUAAGUGCCCUGAUGGAUGUUCGUGUUUAGAUUACGAGACCUGCUGUGUGCUGUCUGAUGGACGUUUUGGCUGUUGUCCUUUACCACAUGCAGUUUGCUGUGAAGAUCACGAACAUUGCUGUCCCUCAGGAUAUAGGUGUGACUUGGCUGCCGAGAUGUGUGUUACUGGUAAUGUCCGCCUCCCAAUGCUGCAAAAGAUCCGUUCGCCUAGAAAACAAAAGACUCCAAGAGUUAAUUUAGAGGAGAAGAUCCGCUUUGUUCCCUCGCGUGUCCAAGAUGAAGACCCUGUGGCAGAGGACCUUUUGCUGUGAAAAGAACUUCUUCGAAGCCCACUAUCUUUCCGCUUAGUCCAACAAAUGCUUAGCUUUCUUUGAUUGAAUGUUCUCUCGUUUUUAAUUUCUUGAUUAUACUAAAGGUUAAAAAGAAAUUAGUAACUUGGUCUUGGUAGACUAUCUUUUACUCGUUAUUACGUCUUCAUUAGAAUCAUGUCUUGCUUUUAGCCGUUUUAUUGACAGACUUUAUAUUAACUCUGUAUUCCCCAGAAGUGAUUAAAAUGUAACUUCUCCGUAUAAUAUCCACACAAUAUCCAGCGAACAGGUAAUGAGAAUACUCGAACUUACCAGGGAGACGUUGGCAUCUUGAUCCAACGCCAAACUCUUGCAAGUUAUUUACAAAGAAAAAUGUGGCAGCUGUAGGAAAGAACUGAUCAGAUCUUGGAGGUUAAAGGGUAAAUAAAACCGAUUUCCAGCUUUCAAAGCUAAUUUAAUUAAACAGUGUUCGAAAACCCAGCCGUUCAAA